AUGGAUUGCGCCGCUUCGGAGUAUUACAAGGAGUCGGCUAAAAAGUAUGAUUUGGACUUUAAGAAUCCCAAAUCAGACCAGAGUAAAUGGAAAACAGGUGCCGAAAUGUUGCAGUUGUACCAGUCAUUUGUCAAGGCGCUGCCAACCGUGAACAUUCAAAUUGUCGCUGAUGAUCUGACGGUAACUAAUCCGAAGCGAAUUCAGAUGGCAGUGGACAAGAAGGCCUGCAACUGCUUAUUGCUGAAGGUCAUGCUUUUUACUAUUACAUCGGAGCAAGAGCUAAUUCAGGUGAACCAGAUAGGUACGGUCACAGAAUCUAUUGAAGCAGCGAACCUGGCGCGUAAAAACGGUUGGGGAGUUAUGGUUUCUCACCGAUCGGGUGAAACUGAAGAUACAUUCAUCGCAGAUUUGGUUGUUGGUCUUGCGACGGGGCAGAUAAAAACUGGCGCCCCGUGCCGAUCGGAACGCCUUGCCAAGUACAAUCAAAUACUUCGCAUCGAAGAAGAGCUUGGCAGCGCAGCCGUAUAUGCCGGCAAGAAAUUCCGGAAUCCGCAAGCUUAA
Gongylonema pulchrum is the source of this 561-nucleotide messenger RNA. The record is from the annotation of a GenBank genome assembly. Lineage: Eukaryota; Metazoa; Nematoda; Chromadorea; Rhabditida; Gongylonematidae.